AUGACUGAAAGAGAAUUCACUCUGAAACAUAUAUUCACUGAUGUUGAGAAAUUUGAGAAAUAUCAAUAUCUCUAUAGUCCAGAAAAAGAACAUUUUGGAGUCAAAUGGAAAAUAUGUAUUAAAAAAAUGAACGAACACCUCGCAAUGUUUUUAUACACAAAUGUGACGGGAAAUCAAGAAAUUCACACUAAUUAUAUCGUGAGAAUAUUCUCGAAAAACCGGGAAAAAAAUCAUUCAAGUCUGGGAGUAGAUUAUUCAAAAAUAAUGGGUACGGCUGGGGUUGGCCCUAUUUUAUUGAAUGGAGAACUUUGGAAGAUGAAUAUCUGGAUGAUGGAAAAUUGGAAGUGGAAGUUCAUAAAAGGCCUACAAAGUUUCGGAGAGGAAAUGAAACAAUUCUCCGAUGUCACAUUGAAAGUAAAAGAGCGGAAAUUCUAUAUUUCGAAGUUGUACCUCUCCUCUCAUUCUCCAUAUUUUGCAACUUUAUUUUUGGGAAGAUUUCAAGAAUCUGAAAAAUCAGAAAUCGAAUUAAAAGAUGUCAAUCCUCAAGACUUCCAAUACUAUCUUGAAGUUCUACAUCUAGAAAAUGCAAUUGACGAUGAUACUGUCCAAGGAAUUUUAUCAGUGGCUUAUUUGUUCGACACUCCUAAAAUUGUCAAAAAAUGUGAAGAAUUUUUGGUGAAGGAAUCAAAAAAGGGAUUGAAAGAAAAGUUGGAAAUGGCUGGAAGUUACAGGUUGGAAGAAUUGAAAAAAAUGUGUCUGAAUCAGAUCAAGUCAAAAGCGGAUAUUAGUUCAGUUAUUCCAGCGGAUCCCAUGGAAAUGGACCCAAAAAUUCUUGCAGAACUUUUCAAAAAAGCACUUGUUUUCAAUUAA
Caenorhabditis briggsae is the source of this 870-nucleotide messenger RNA. Gene Ontology annotation, molecular function: protein binding. The coding region runs from base 1 to 870 and encodes 289 amino acids. The record is from RefSeq and is a predicted model, not a curated record. The transcript has 6 exons. NCBI's taxonomy places the organism in Eukaryota, Metazoa, Nematoda, Chromadorea, Rhabditida, Rhabditidae.